AUUAGUGUAGUCUAAGGUUAGCUGCGUUGAAGUUUGCGUUUGACGUGUUGAUGAUAAAAAUGUAUAAAUAUGGAUUUUUCAAUUUUAUAUUAAUAUUUAAGAGUUAAAUUUACCGAAAAAAGUACAAAAUGAGCAGCCGCUACAAAUCUACAAAUCCUUGGAAUAAGAACGUUCAGCAGAAAAAAGCGAAACCGAAUGCUUAUAACCUAGAAAACUCUUCACCAACCCCUUCUGAAAUUAAAUUCAAAGAGGCUCAUUCGAAAUUACAGGCAACAGUUAAAAAACAUGUAAAAGAUUACGAAUCUUCUUCUGAGGAAGAAGAAUUAGAAUCAAGUGAUUUAAUUGAGGAUAUUUUGAAAAAUUAUAAGAAUACCGGAGCAGAAAAUGAGAACCUAGUCCGCACUCAAACUUUUAUUGAAGAAGCUUUUCUCUCGGGCGCAGCCACUUGCCUUAUCUGCAUUUCAAGAGUUAAAAGAGACGAUGCGAUAUGGAGUUGCACAAGUUGUUAUGGAUUCUUCCAUAUAAUGUGUAUCCAAAGAUGGUCCAAAGACACGAUAACUCAACAGAAACAAGCCUUAGAAAUCCCUCUCUUGGACCAGCAGGCUAAACUUUGUUGGUGCUGCCCAAAAUGCCGAUACGAAUACAAGUCGGAAGACAUUCCAACUAAAUAUUUGUGUUUUUGUAAGAAAACCGAAAACCCUAAAUUUCAACCGUUCCUGGUCCCUCAUUCGUGUGGGGAAAUAUGCAAAAAGGAUCUGAUUCCUACUUGUGGACAUCAGUGCUUGCUUCUCUGCCAUCCAGGCCCGUGCCCACCAUGUCCCGUUACCGUAAAUGUUUCGUGUUACUGUGGUUCGCAACCGCCUAGAACUCAAAGAUGUAGUAAGAAGGAAUGGUCCUGCGGUAGUGCAUGUGGGAAAACUUUGGGGUGCGGGAAGCACUCUUGUACCGAGCCCUGUCAUCCCGGUGAAUGUAAACCGUGCCCGAAGAAGAGCAUACAGAGAUGUUUGUGCAAGUCCCAGCAGAAAUUGAGGGACUGCGCCACUCCAACGUGGCAAUGUGACAAGGUAUGUAAUAAACCAUUACAGUGCGGGAAUCACAAAUGUCAAGAAGUGUGCCACGCUGGAAAAUGUGACAGCUGCGUUUUAAACAAACCAAGGUCUUGCCCGUGCGGUAAGACAACGUACCAGAUGCCUUGCACAGAGGACACCCCGACUUGUCCUGAUACGUGCGAUAAACUCCUCGAGUGUGGCAUACAUAAAUGUAGUCAGAGAUGCCACAAGGACAAAUGCGGAGUGUGUCUGGAGACCGUAAUAAAAUAUUGUAGAUGCGCCCUACACUCCAAAGAGGUGCAGUGCUACAAGCCGUUUUUCUGCGAGACGAAGUGUAAGAACAUGAAGGACUGCAACAAGCACCCCUGCAACAGAAAGUGCUGCGACGGUAACUGUCCGCCGUGCGAGAAACCGUGCGGUCGCACCCUGAACUGCGGCAAUCACAAAUGCAAUUCGGUUUGCCACAGGGGGCCUUGUUAUCCGUGCGCCCAGACCGAAGAAGUAUUCUGCAGGUGUGGGGCCACCAAAAUUACAGUGCCUUGCGGACGGAAAAAUAAGACGAAGCCUCCGAAGUGCAACAAGAUUUGUUCCAUCCCGCCGGACUGCCACCACGAAAAGAGAGAAAACCACAAAUGCCACUUCGGGGACUGUCCCCCGUGCCGCCAGGUGUGCGACAAGCAGAGAUCGACCUGUCCGCAUAAGUGCAGCGCUUCGUGUCACUCUGCCGUUCUCGUGAAAAUCGAAGCACAGCGAGCCUCCAUGCCUUGGGAACAAACCAAACCGCAGGUGGAGAAGAGGGCUCUACCCUGCCCGGACUGCGUGGUUCCGGUGCCCGUAACGUGUUUAGGUGAACAUGAAACUGCCAAUUGGCCGUGUCACUUAGCUAAACCAUCGAGUUGUCACCGUCCGUGUGGGAGAAUGCUUGGAUGUGAGAAUCAUACCUGUUCGUUGCCGUGUCACACCGUCGAAUCGGCGCCGGACAAAAUAAAGGCCGGCACCAACUGCGAACAGUGCGAAAACGACUGCACCAAAGAGAGGCCCGAGGGUUGCCAACAUUCCUGCCCCAAGCCCUGCCAUCCGGGGCCGUGCCCGCCGUGUAAAAAUAUGCUGCGCGUCAAAUGCCACUGCGGGCUCAAUCAGCCUUACAUCCGGUGUAGCGACUGGAUCGAUCCUAAGAAGAGGGAGGAACUGCAGAGCUGCGGCAACCAGUGCCCCAAAAAUUUUGACUGCGGCCACCGAUGUAAAGCCAUCUGCCACGCAGGGCCUUGCCCGAACCCGGAACAAUGCAAGAAGAAAGUCAAAGUCACUUGUAAAUGCAGGAGGAUCAAGAAGGAGUUUUCUUGCGAGAGCGUGCGUAAGAAUACCGCGGUCGUGGAGUGCGACGAAGCGUGCAAGCAGAAACAAGAAGAGGAGAAGAAAGCGAGGGACUCUCUGAACGAGCAGAAGAAACUGGAAGAGGAGCUGAGAAACAAGAAGGAACUGGAGAAGUACCAGAAGAUGUUCGAGGGGAAAAAGAAGGGUAGGGCUAGGAAAGUGUACGAGGAAGAGGACGAGGCCGGUUUUAUUACGAAGUACCGGUUUGUUUUGUUGCCUGUUUUCGUUUCGCUUAUCGCUUUGCUAGCGUAUUUUAUCUUUAAUUAAGGUAGGGAGAGCAUGGUAGUUUAGGAGCAGUGUAUUUAUUACGACAGGGAAAAAUCACGUUUUAGGAUGUAAGAAAUAGGAAAUAAAUCCGUUUU
Messenger RNA from Anoplophora glabripennis (Asian longhorned beetle), 2785 nucleotides. RefSeq names its product NF-X1-type zinc finger protein NFXL1. The record is from RefSeq and is a predicted model, not a curated record. Gene Ontology annotation, biological process: regulation of DNA-templated transcription. Lineage: Eukaryota; Metazoa; Arthropoda; Insecta; Coleoptera; Cerambycidae. The transcript is spliced from 11 exons. Gene Ontology annotation, molecular function: zinc ion binding; RNA polymerase II transcription regulatory region sequence-specific DNA binding; DNA-binding transcription factor activity, RNA polymerase II-specific. Gene Ontology annotation, cellular component: nucleus. The coding region runs from base 129 to 2690 and encodes 853 amino acids.